Molecule: messenger RNA, 591 nt
Organism: Aspergillus welwitschiae
Lineage: Eukaryota; Fungi; Ascomycota; Eurotiomycetes; Eurotiales; Aspergillaceae
Product: GPI anchored serine-threonine rich protein
Exons: 3
Coding region: 1-591 (196 amino acids)
Source: RefSeq, a predicted model, not a curated record
AUGCAACUCAACAUCUUCUACCUCCUAACCCUCACCCUAGCCUACCUCUCCGCCGCCACGCCCGCCGCAGAAACAGGCGCAGCAGCAGCAGUAGCAGCAGCAGGGACAGGCGCACAACCCCCAGCCCCGACUUCCACCAGCAGCAGUAGCAGCAGCGACAGCGACAGCGAUAGCUCCAGCGCAUACCAGCAAUGCGCGAAGAAUAUCCUCGACGCCUGCCUCUCCCAAAUGAAACCCCAAAUGGACAAAUGUUCACAGAAUGACUGGUCGUGUCUGUGUACGCAGAGCAAGAAUAUGCUUACAUGCUAUAACGACUGCCCCUCCGACCCGAACCACACCUCCGCAGACCAACAGAAAAUGGAGUAUUGUAAUGCGGCGGAGGCCAACUCGCUGUAUUCGACUUCUACGAGGGUGAGCUCGUCCAGCUCGGUUCAGAGUACCGCGUCGGCGACGAGUAGUAGGACGGCGGCGGCGGCGGCGGCUAGUACUUCUUCUUCUUCGGGGGGUGUUGUUGCUGUGGGAGGAUUGGUUUCUGAGGUGGGGAUGGGGAUGGGGAUGGGGUUGGCGGGGUUGGUUGUUGCUUUGUUUUAG